Uranotaenia lowii is the source of this 2141-nucleotide messenger RNA. RefSeq names its product C-type lectin mannose-binding isoform-like. Gene Ontology annotation, molecular function: carbohydrate binding. The record is from RefSeq and is a predicted model, not a curated record. Bases 16 to 738 code for a protein of 240 amino acids. Lineage: Eukaryota; Metazoa; Arthropoda; Insecta; Diptera; Culicidae. Gene Ontology annotation, cellular component: external side of plasma membrane. Gene Ontology annotation, biological process: biological process involved in interspecies interaction between organisms. The transcript is spliced from 4 exons.
CAGCCAAUAUAUAAUAUGUUCUGCGCUUUUUGGUGUGGUUCUAUAUUUUCUAAAGAAUGCAUUCGUUCUCCAGUUACUAUUAGUGAGGUCGGAGAGCAUCUCCAGGUGUCUAAUACCGUCAUAUUCAAUCGAAUAUUAUUCCCUGUUAGUUUUGUUCAGAUCUAUCGACCCGUAGGACGGCCGCUGCUUAUCAACGCAAUGUUCCACUACCGGAUCGCGGCUGUCGCUAUAGCUGUUUUUACCGUUUUAGCCAGCAAAAACGUUCGUUCGGAAAUUCUCGGCAAUCAAACUGUUCAAGAAAUUUUGUCAGCCAAUCAAUGUCUUUGCCCGUGCAAUACUCUGUCCGGAGCAUUCAAGAGUUUUACGAUUCCAUUCAAAGAAGCCAAUUGGUUUGAGGCUUAUGCCCACUGCGCCGAGAAUGGCAAGGCAUUGGUUCAGAUCCGGGACUCCUACGACAGGAAAGACCUUCAGGAUUGGCUGAAAUCCUACGGAUAUGGAUCGGCCGAAAGCUACUGGAUCGGGGCGAAUGAUUUGGCCACCCAGGGAUUGUACCGUUGGGGUCUUACCAGCAAACGAGUGAACGACCCGGAAUGGGCUUUCGGGGAACCCAACUCGGCUGUAAUUCGAGGAGAAAUUGAACGAUGUGUACAGCUCAAUGCACGCACGAUGAGUUGGAACGAUGCUCUUUGCUCGAAACGUGCCAAGUUUAUAUGCGAAGAAUAUACCGAUGAGCUCUAGCUGUCAAGUUGAUUACAUGGAAGAAUGAACCCCUUAUUUGUUAUUUUGCGUUUGAAAACUCGGAAAAAUAAGUUUUUUUCAACAAUGUAGAAGUAAUUUGCGAAAAAUUAAAAAAAAAUCUACGCAAGUAUCUAAAUUAUCUUAGAAACAGACUACCAGGCUGUUGAAUGAAUUCGCGGUUGCAUAAGAGAGAGAGAAAAAAUAAUCAUAGGAAUGAAUUGUUAAUGGUUUGUUGACGGCUACAUUUUUUCCAAUGAAAAAAACUAUUUAAUGAUUUUGCAAUAACUGCCUUAUUAUGUGAGAAUUUCAUUAAGGAAUCAAUCUGAAGAACAUCGCAGUUUUAUAAUUUGAUUCUUGAUUUGAAAUUAAAAUUUUGUACUCUCUCAAUAUGAAUUCGGCAAAGUAAACAAGAAAAAAUCACUACUUAAUAUAAAACAAAAUUUGGAAUUUUAGAAGGAUUUCGUUCUUCGAAAAAUCUAGAUUUUCAUUUCACAGUUUCACAAUUAAGAACAAACAAUUUUUUUUUAAUUUUCCAUAUGCAACUAACUGUGCAUAGUUUAAUAAAAAAUAUUAUAACAAAAAUUUUAUCAUUAAAUCUCUCCAUGAGUCAUUUCUUCCUACUGCCGGACUGGUAGGACGGGAUUCAUUUCGACGGUAAUCAAUUUCUUAUUUUGAAUUUCAGUUUGGUAGAAAAAAAUAGGUUGCUUAAAAUUUAUUUAAGCAUUUUUUUUCAUGAAAAUGCGUCCCAAUUGAAUUCAAAUGUAAACUCCUCAGCAUUGAAGCCAAGAGCGAAACGAUGUUCGUACGGGCUCAGCUAGAGUAGCAUAAAUGUAAUGGUAAAAGCUACAAAUAAAUAAAUAUUGAAAAAAUAUAAAAAUAAUCUCUUAUAGUAGGCUUGCCAAAUACUUUCAGAAUAAAAGCGACACAUCGAUGAAAAAACGGGACAUUUUAAAAACUCUAAAAAAAAAAUCCAACUUACACAUUACCAUCAGCCAAAGCUGUUCAUAGAAAGUACUUAAAGAUUUUGUUUAACAUGGAUUGAUUUUGUUCAGUUUUUCUUACAUGUCUUCUAUUAAAACUAUUAUUUCCUACGUUAUUAUGAGAGAAAAAAAAAUUAAAUCAUACAUGUAGACAAUGGAUUAGAUACCAUGUAAAAAAUCCUUUGACACAUUUCACGCUAUUCUCGAAUUUAAAAAAAUUACAAAAUCGUAAUUUCGAUAGUUCAAAUUUCAAAUCACAAAAAAAUAUCGGGAAAAAGAGGAUAAAGGUUUAAACAUGUUUUAUACAGUUUUGGAUAUUGAAAUUUUUUAUUGAUGUGCAAAGUACAAAAUAAUACAAAAUAUUUUUUUACAAUUUGCAUAAUAUCUUUUGAAGUCAACACAUACUGAUAAAUUAAGUAGAAG